Naegleria gruberi is the source of this 1113-nucleotide messenger RNA. RefSeq lists its product as uncharacterized. NCBI's taxonomy places the organism in Eukaryota, Heterolobosea, Eutetramitea, Acrasida, Naegleriidae. The coding region runs from base 1 to 1113 and encodes 370 amino acids. The transcript has a single exon. Gene Ontology annotation, molecular function: NAD+ poly-ADP-ribosyltransferase activity. The record is from RefSeq and is a predicted model, not a curated record.
AUGCAUGUUCAAGCACUAUUAAACACACCUGUUACUAUUAAAAAUGUUAACAGUGGGAAAUAUUUGAAUAUUUCUAGUGAUUUUUCAAAUAAUGGAGCCUAUUUUCAAUUAUGGGAGAAUCCAAGUGUCAGUCGUAGUCAAUUUGUCUUGAUAAAAAGUAGUGAUACAGGAAACAACCAGAAUGAUCUAAUUGUUCUCAUCAAAUGUGAAGCCAGCGGUAAAUAUGUUUGUGCUGACAAUGGAUAUAUGAAUGAGGGAGUUUCUAUCAUUCAAUGGGAUAAUCCUGCUUGGAAAAAUUACCAAUGGAUUGUCAAGAAAUGUGAUCAUAAUUCAGUUUCUCUGAUCAAUCUCAACAGUCAAUUAUAUUUGGGUGUUAAAAGUGAUGAGAAAUCAAAUUAUUCAUCCAUUGUUCAAGUCAAUGGACAUUAUUCAAGUGUUCAAUGGUUGAUUGAGAAGGUGUUUCAACCAUCAACCCAAUCACAACAAUUAAUUGUUUCACUUCCAAGUUAUUGGAAGAAUAAUACUUUCUUAUCAUUCACUUCAAGAUAUUAUGUAAUUGAUGUUUCACAAUAUUUGAAAGAUAUUGUACAAGAAAUUAUGAAUUCCACAUGUAACACCCGUACACUCGGAUCAGGUAGAGAUCAGAUUCAAAAAGCAUUUUAUUCUAAAUUAAUAGUUUCAAGUGUUCAUAGAGUGGAAAAUUAUUCUUUAUUUUCAUCUUUUGCAGCAAGAGUUAAUCAUUUACAAUCAUAUCAAGAUCCUCCAAACUAUAUUCAAGUUAAAACUGAAGAAAUUCCAAAAUCAUCAACAGCAUUCGAAUGGAUGAAAAAUAGUGGAUUGAAUUCUGAUAUGAAUGAAAAAUAUUUAUGGCAUGGAACUAAACCUGAAUACGUUCAAGCAAUUACUGAGCAUGGAUCUGAUGAAAGAGUUGCAAGUUUGAGUGGAUUAUUUGGAGCUGGUAUUUAUUUUGCCGAAUAUUGUUCAAAAUCAGAUCAAUAUUGUACACCAGACUCAAAUAAUGAAUUCACAAUCUUGUUAUGUAGAGUUGUGUUGGGAAAACAAACUUAUUUUACUCCAAACGGAAUGACUAAUAAGAAGACCCCCAGAAAUUAG